AUGGCGACAUCGACGUCAGCUUCCGCUUCGGCUGCAGCAAAUAAGAAGGUCAAGGUUGCUGCCGCUGGCGCGAAGAAGACGAAAACGACGGCCGCCGCCGCUGCGGGCAGAACCGCCCUCCCUGCAAGAACCACCACCACUGCGAGAAAACCUUCGACGGCUAAAAAAAACGCGCCCAAGAAGAAGAAGCAACCCGUUGCCUCCGCUGCCGCGGCGAAGAAGAAGAGCAAGCCUGCAGCCGCCAAGCCGGAGGGCUCCAAGAGAGUACUGGUGAUCGUGGAGUCCCCGGCCAAGGCGAGGACAAUCACGGAGCUCCUCAAGAAGGCCGCCGCUGGCGGGGGCGGCGGCGGGGAGCUUUACAAGGGUUACACCGUGGACGCCUGCAACGGCCACGUGACGGACCUGGUCGGCAAGAGGAGGGACGUGCCGGCGGAGCUGAAGGAGCAGACCAAGGGCUGGGAUGUCGUUGGCGUGGACGUGGAGAACGAUUUCGAGCCGCUGUACAUCCAGAACCCCAAGAAGAAGGCGAUCAUCACCCGGCUCAAGAAGGCCUCCGCCAAGUGCGACGAGAUAAUCCUGGCCACCGACGAGGACCGAGAGGGGGAGGCCAUCAGCUGGCACCUGUUGCAGGUCCUGGAACCGAAAGUUCCGGUCAAGAGGGCGGUGUUUCACGAAAUCACCCAGGAAGCACUCGUCAAGGCGUUCGAGGAACCAGGACAGAUUGACGAGAACCUCGUUCAGGCCCAGGAGGCCCGCCGCAUCCUUGACCGCUUAGCUGGCUUCACCCUGACCCCGGUCAUCUGGAACUUCGUCGCUCCGGGGCUUAGCGCCGGACGGGUGCAGAGCGUGGCGCUGGCGAUGGUGGUCGAACGCGAGCGCGCUCGCCUCAAGUUCAAGUCCGCGGACUACUGGGACGUGGUCGCCAACGUUACCGCGGCGGGGGAGCCUGGUCGGUCGUUCGAGGCCCGUUUGGUGGAAGUGGGAUCCAAGACCGUCGUGACGGGCAAGGACUUCGAUCCGGACACUGGGGAGAUCAAGGACAAGCUCGACGCCUCCAAGCUCGAACUUCUCGGUUCGGAGAAAGCGUCUGCCGUGGCGGCGUCGCUGUCGUCCCUCGAGGUGCUCAAGGUCGACAAGAGACGAGUCAGGCGGCAGCCUCCUGCACCCUUCAUCACGUCCACGCUGCAGCAGGAGUCGAGCCGAAAGCUCCGGCUGGGAGUGGAUCAGACCAUGAGGGCGGCUCAGGCGCUGUACGAGGCGGGUUACAUCACCUACAUGCGCACGGACAGGCCCAGCCUGAGCAAGGAGGCCGCCGGGGUGGCUGAGGGUGCGGUGAGAGACUCCUUCGGCGACGAGUACGUGCGGAAGGGGGACGCCAAGACUGUCAAGGUCAAGGGCAGUCAGGAGGCGCAUGAGGCCAUCCGCCCUGCUCUUGUCGGCGCAACCCCCGCCGCGACCGAUACUGCCGACGGAAAGCAAGCGCGGGAGGAGGAGGACGAAGCGGGGUCAGGGGCUGGGUCAGCCUCGACUAGUACGACCGGGGGGAGGUUCUUGCAUCCCACGGAGCUCCCCGUGGAGGAAGACGGCGGUGGCGGCCGUGGCUUGGAGGAGCAGCACAGGGCGCUGUACGACCUGGUGUACAGGCGGACCCUGGCCAGCGCCAUGGCGGAGUCGGAGGCCGACUUCACGACGGUUUCGCUUGGAGCGGGAGGCGUUUCUCUGGGGGAUGGCGAGGAAGUGGUGGACGUGGUGCUGAAGGCGUCGGGCAAGACGACGGUUUUCGAGGGGUUCUUGAAGGCGUACAGGGAGGAGGGGGCCGACGAAUCUGUCCCCGGUGGCGCUGCGGCGGAAGGGGAUGACCAAGAGACCGAGCUACCGUUGUUGGUGGAAGGGGGGAAAGUGGUGUGCGAGGACGCUAGGCCGGCGCCACACCGCACGUCACCCCCUAGAAGGUUUUCGGAGGCCAGCUUCAUCAAGGAACUCGAGGCGAAGGGGGUCGGGCGGCCCUCCACCUACGCGAGCAUCAUCGGCACCCUUCGGACAAGGACGUACGUAAACCUGCAGGGGCGGAGCCUGACGCCGAGCCUUACGGGCUUCGUGGUGGCGGACCUGCUCAGGGAGCACUUCCCGGAUUUCACCGAUACCGGCUUCACGGCAAAGAUGGAGGACAAGCUGGACGCCAUAGCGAGGGGCGAGAAGGAGAGGGUGGAGUACCUCAGCGAGUACUACCUGGGGGAAGAUGGGCUGAAGGCUAAGGUGGCCAGCAAGAGGGCCACGAUAGACCCUCUGGAGGCCAAGCGGGCCCGUCUCCCGGGGCUGGAGAGCCUGGACGAUCGAUGCUCCAUCUUGGUGGGGCCGUACGGAGGCUACCUGAUACCCGAAGCCUCCAGCGGUGCGGUAACCGGUGACGACGCCGGAGGUAGCGAGGCGCGAGACGACGAGGGGCCGGGGGGCGGCGAGGAGGAGGAAGGGGAGAAGAAGUCUUCCGCCGUGACGCUUCCGUACGUUGCGCAGGACAACCUUGAGCUGCUGACGGUGGACUUGGUGGAGAGGUGCCUGGACUCGACGUACAGGGGAGGGGACCUGUUGGGGCAACACCCGGACACGGGAGAAGACAUCCGAAUACGCAUGGGCCGCUACGGCCCGUUCCUCGAGUGCGGCGGGAUCCAGGCGGCGGCGUCCGCGCACGUGAGCACCGCCAACAAGAAGGACCCGACGGACCUCAGCCUGCCUUCUCAACCCACCCCGACAGAUCUUCUUCAGCAUAGGGGGGGAGGAGGACAAGAACCUGGCUCUUCCUCGCCAGACGGGGAGACUGCUGGAAGAGGUCCUCAUCCUCCCGCCGCCGCCGUCGCUAGCGGUAACGACACCGUAGUCUAUUCGGCCGAAGACGUGAUCGCCUUUGGGCUGGGGGCUAACGCUACCGAGGACGGCGGCGGCGGCGGUACCGCCGGCAACGGCGGCGGUGAUGGCGGGGUCGGGACUUGGUACUCGGCGGUGUCGCUUGAGAGAGCGGUGGGGCUCCUGUCCCUGCCGAGGGUGGUGUGCGAGUCGCACCCCACGGAGGGGGGAGCGAUCGAGGCCGGCGUGGGGCGGUUCGGGGUGUGGGUCAGGCACAAGGACUCGUACAAAAACGUGCCCGCCGGGAUCG
Ectocarpus siliculosus is the source of this 3151-nucleotide messenger RNA. The record is from the annotation of a GenBank genome assembly. Lineage: Eukaryota; Phaeophyceae; Ectocarpales; Ectocarpaceae.